GGCCAGAGCGGAAGUGGCCGCGAGGCCUGAGCGGCCGUUGCUUUAAAUCCGGUAAAGUUCGUUAGGCGUCCUACCAUUCCGUUAAGUGACGGACGGCGGACGGUUCUCCUCGUAGGGAGCCGGAGCCCCCUACUCCAUUCCAUUGAUCUUUCUGCUGUCUACACCUCUCCACGAAGGAUGAGUUCCAAGUCCAAGAAGCGCAUGGUGUUGCCUACCCGGCCCGAGCCACCCACUGUGGAAAAAAUCGUGCAGGACGUCAAGGAGGCUAAACCUUCCGACCUGGUGUUUACUUCUGCUGUGGAGCCCCAGGAAGGCCUUGUUUGUAAGCCUGAGCUGGAGCAGCAGUACCUGAGAUCUUCUACCUAUCUGUCUAUGAACAAGCAGCUCGAGCUGACUUGCGAGCUACUGAAGAAGAAGGGGGAAGAACUGAAGGCGGUGGGUGAGAAACUGGAUCAAGAAAUCGCUGAAAUAAGAGAAAAGAUCUUCUGAUUUCCCUCUUCCCCCAAGUAUCCUGUAAUUUAUCUUGGUAUCUGUGAUUCAGGUUCCUGAGCCCACCCCGGUCUUGUAUUUCCUUUCUCUGGAGAGUGUAGUCAGUUGACCAUGACCAUCCCUACUUAGAACCCCACCCCCCACCCCUUCUUUAUCUUUAUAUAAUUUAAUAAAUUAUUUCCCUCCCCCA
This is a messenger RNA of Ornithorhynchus anatinus (platypus), 679 nucleotides long. RefSeq names its product chromosome X1 C19orf25 homolog (gene CX1H19orf25). The record is from RefSeq and is a predicted model, not a curated record. Lineage: Eukaryota; Metazoa; Chordata; Mammalia; Monotremata; Ornithorhynchidae. The coding region runs from base 178 to 489 and encodes 103 amino acids. The transcript has 3 exons.